Messenger RNA from Cynoglossus semilaevis (tongue sole), 3571 nucleotides. RefSeq names its product melanocortin-2 receptor accessory protein 2A-like. The transcript has 3 exons. Gene Ontology annotation, cellular component: plasma membrane; endoplasmic reticulum. The record is from RefSeq and is a predicted model, not a curated record. Gene Ontology annotation, molecular function: type 1 melanocortin receptor binding; type 5 melanocortin receptor binding; type 4 melanocortin receptor binding. NCBI's taxonomy places the organism in Eukaryota, Metazoa, Chordata, Actinopteri, Pleuronectiformes, Cynoglossidae. Gene Ontology annotation, biological process: regulation of adenylate cyclase-activating G protein-coupled receptor signaling pathway; protein localization to plasma membrane. The coding region runs from base 953 to 1663 and encodes 236 amino acids.
UGCAACCAAGAAACUGGUACAGACCCUCUGUGUCGGGUCGGCUGCACAUUUUCUCCAAAUCUUACCUUUCACAUCUAUAGUGUAAAUGCUCCUCACUCUAAGUACUGUAUACUGGGCCCUGCAGGAGUGACGGUGUUAUCACACUGUACACAUUUUUCACCGGCCGUGGCCUGAAUUGAAUUUUAUACCUUAUUUAUAACACAGUUCCAAUUUAAUAGAGUCAUUUUUCAUCUAAAACUCAAAAAGUUUUUUGUCAUAAAACUAUGAAAUAACUAGUAUAUAUAUAUAUAUAUAUUUAUAUAUAUAUACUGUAUAUAUAUAUAUAUAUAUGCAAUAUAUUCCUGUAAACUUACAACUUGUUUGACAUUAAAGUUAUAACAUUUGAUAAACAUUUUGUCAUCAUAUUUUCGGUGCUACCUAAUCAAUUUAUCACGAUUAAUCGAUGAAAAUCGUGGUAAAUAUGUAUGUUCGUAUGUUCCUCUGAGUAAACUGAAGUAAAGAAGUCUUAAUUAUCUUUUUUGUCACGUGGUCAGGGUACGAGCCUCCAUCCACUGGAGGCUCGGUCAUAGCCAGCGUGUGUGGAGCGCACGUCUCAGUCUCGGUGCAGAUGAAUGGAGACGGUGACGCGCACUGAACAUCGCCAACUCACUGACUUUUCAUCAUUUAAAGCCGGAACCGGAGGGAGUAAAGCCAUCGAUCAUCCUGCUCCUCAUCACCCUUUUUUAAAUUCCGAGGCUCAGCAGGGAGAACGCGGGCAGGAACAUCCAAGAAUUCCAUCCAGUGAUUUCCACAUUUGCGCACAGGAAACACGCGUCGUUGGAGGGAAUUACGGGUUGGAUUUUUUUUUAAAAGAACUUAAUGCGCCAUCUGCAGCCUGGAGUAGUUUUGUCUCAACAGAAAUGUGUUCCCCGGGGUUGAUGUAAACUGCUGUAGCGAGGCAUAUACAUUCGAAAUGUCCGACCUUCACAACCGGAGCCAAACCAGCGCACGACGCGGCGAUUACGUGUGGCAGUACGAAUAUUACGAUGACGAGGAGCCCGUGUCUUUUGAGGGUCUGAAAGCGCACAGAUACUCUAUCGUCAUCGGCUUUUGGGUGGGACUGGCUGUGUUUGUUAUCUUCAUGUUCUUCGUCCUCACGCUGCUCACCAAGACAGGAGCUCCACAUCAAGAAAAUUCAGACUCGGCUGAAAAACGUCAACAACCUGGCAGCUGCAUGGUCGACUUCACCGUGUCACAGCAAAGAAAUGAAAAAGCCUUCUCUCGACCACUGCUGAUGGGACCCCACUCGUAUUUUCAUUUCUACAUCAAAGAGGAGGAUCAGGCUGAGGGGACGCAGCGAAACACAGGAGCCACAGGAGUGGGGAAGACCCACAAAGAUGGAGGAGCCCAGCAGGGAACCUGCAGCCAAAACGGAGGCACCAGCUACUCUGGGAUGGAUGACAUAGAGGAGGAUGUCGAGGCAGCUGGAGGACACCCAUCUCUGAAGGAAAUAAUGGAUGAGAGUAAGACAGACAGAGAGUGUGCCUCCCUGUCUCCUUUCAACAUCCCGAACUAUGUGAACAUGGAGCCUAAUUCAACGGGGGCUGAUGAUACGGAGGACGAAUCAUCCAUCGUUCUGGAGCGCCAGUCUUACCCCAGGGACGUGUGCUGUGACAUUCACUAAUGCACUUUUUACAAAGCCAUGAAUACAAUGUUAUAAUCAUAUCUUUUACUUUUCUUCCUCAAAGAAAAAAACUACCACACAGAGGCAUAUGAUUAAAUUCUACUGCGAGGAAAUCCAUUUACUUUCUAUGAACCUUCAACUCUAUUUCCCUUGUCACUGUCUCUGUGUGAUGUCUUUUCAACCUUUUCAGUAUGAAACAGAAAGCAACGGAACAAAAGGCAAGGCUAACCACUGUCUAUUUUAAGCAGCUGUGUUGUGAAAUACUAUUUCAUCCCAUAGACUAACAGUUCCAUAGUGUAGCGGUUAGCAUGCCUGCCUCGGAAGCAGCGAGCAGAGUGUCCUGGGUUUGAUUCCCAGGGGAACCACACGCUUGGUUCCUGCUUGGGGCAGCCUGUUAACAGCAUAUCUGCAAGAAUUUCCCAAAUAUGGGAUCAACAUGGUUCAAAUGUACUAAUUAAUUUAAUUGAGUUGCCUGUAGUGCAGCAUAUUUCAGUGUCUCUGGGUCGAAAUGAGUCUGUGAGAAUCAGAGAAAAGUCAUGGCAGAGAAACAUAUGUUAGAGAUAUGUCACCACUGUCUGUUUUUUUUAUUCACCUCUGGAAUCUUGACAUUUUCUUUUCAACAUGACCCAAUGCAAAAUCAGUUUUGAGACUGCCCUAGUGAGGGAAAAGUCGGGUUUGAUUGUAUUAAUGUGCUUCGAUGCUUUUCUAAUUGAUAUUCUGUAAAUAAUUUGUGUUGACAAAGUAGUUCUGAGAGUCCUGUUGCUGCUUUAUCAAUUACUGCCAUUACACUUAAGAACUCUCAGUCAGGUGUAACACAAUUCUAGACAAACAUUUUUUUGUCAAUUUGGGAUGACUGUAUGCCAAAAAACAAACAACAACUGGACAACAACACACUGGAAACACAGAGCAGUUCUCUGUAAACAUCCACUGAACUGUGCUCACUGUUGUUACUUCAUAACAGCUUCUGUACAAAUGUUCUGUCCUCUUUUGAAGGUUUUAGAUGUGAAAAUAAAUUGAAAAAGUUGAGUAGCAGAAUGUUUGUUGAAGGACUGAAGCCAGACUGAACAAACAGAAUUGGUUUGACAGAUUUUGCAUUUAAUGCUACGUCUUGAUACCGGUGGUUUUCUACUUCAGAAUCAGCAGAACAGAUACAUUCACAGGUAAGAAGGACGGAAAAAAAAGAGGUAAAACUAGCUGUGAAUUGUAUUCAGAUUUAAAAGAGCACACAGGUGGAAGACGCACAUGAAGGAAUCACUGGCUUGACUUUACCAAACUCUGAUUAUAAAGUUAAAUACAUUUUUUUAGUUUCUCCAUGGAGAGAGGAAACAUCCUGGGGCUUUAGCAUUGAGCCUGGACAGAAGGGGGCAGCAAAGAAAAAGCCUUAAAACAGCCAGACUGAAGCGUUUUAACAUGUUAACAAGAAAGGAUCACAAGCCAAAAAGGUUUGGGAACAACUGACUUAAACAUCUUGAAUUACUGCCACUUUAUCGGAUUAAAAAUAUAAGCUCGGCUUUUCAGCGAUUUCAGAAAUGAUCUGCAUCUCCUCAAACCCAACGUUUAUUAACGUUGAUUAUUAUAUUUAGAAAAUACCGGUUUUAACGUACAUCAGCAGUGAAGAAAAUGUGGCGAGUGAAUGUGAGCGCCUACAGUUUAACAAUUCAUAAAAUGACACAACAUCCACCACUACACACUUAACCACAUUACACGGCUCAGCUAAUUUAUUAGCACAACAGGAUGCAGAUCAAUACAAGCUGGGACUUUAUACGCUUCACCUCACGUGCUGAUUUACAGCGAAUCAACACAUCACUCAGUGUAUGUUGAUACAUUCAUUCUUUAAAUGAAACUGUGUAACUGUAUAAACAGUCUAUGAAAACUGGAAACACUAGCACGCCAGAGUUAUAUCUCCCA